AUGGGGGCCGACAGCGCAAGACGUGACGACCGUCGGAACGACCGGGACGAUCGCCGAGGCGAUAGCCGCAGCCGACGUGAAGAUCGCUACGAUCGCCGAGUCACCGUCGCAAGUACGUCGGUCGACGAGCUCUAUGACGCCUGGCAAGACCGCAUGUCUCUCACGCCUCGUCGCCGUGUCGACUCAGAUGAUUACUCGGAGGGAAGCAAUCAUUCCGACUGCUCAUACAACUCCGAGUAUGAAUCAGAAAAUGAUCACAUGGAUGUGGCUGAGACGGGCCGGAGUGUCGCAACUCAGCGAUCAGACGGUCAGAGUCGCGCGAAUGUACCGGGCGACGGACGUCGGGACGAAGGCCGCCGAAGCCGAUGGAACGACCAAGAACGCCGUGGACGUCCGGAGUAUGGGCCGUGCGCCGCGUGCGGCGACCCACGUCACUCGGUGCACAAGUGCUUCCGGCGGUGCAAGUUUUGCACGCAGGUGCAUGGUGCUGGCCAGUGCGAGCACCACAAGCUCUACGAGGAGGCUGUGAAGUUCCUGAAGUCGAAGCACGACAAGGACUCCCUUCCGUCCGAGCUCCAAGGCAUAUUUUCCAGCAAUUUAAACGAGCGCGCCCGCCAACUAUAA
Phytophthora sojae is the source of this 624-nucleotide messenger RNA. RefSeq lists its product as hypothetical. The coding region runs from base 1 to 624 and encodes 207 amino acids. The record is from RefSeq and is a predicted model, not a curated record. The transcript has a single exon. Lineage: Eukaryota; Oomycota; Peronosporomycetes; Peronosporales; Peronosporaceae.